Messenger RNA from Ramularia collo-cygni, 276 nucleotides. RefSeq lists its product as uncharacterized. The record is from RefSeq and is a predicted model, not a curated record. The coding region runs from base 1 to 276 and encodes 91 amino acids. The transcript has 2 exons. NCBI's taxonomy places the organism in Eukaryota, Fungi, Ascomycota, Dothideomycetes, Mycosphaerellales, Mycosphaerellaceae.
AUGUCUGCGACCUUCUUCUUCUUCUUCUUCAUCACCGACAACAAGUUCCACGAUAACACUUGCUGCAAUACCUACCACAACAACACUUCCAGCGACAUCAACGACAUAGCAUCAUACCUUCACGAACAUCAGUCACGUCACCGCCCACGCUCAGUCACUCGGCAUCAUCCAACUUAUCAGCAGCCAGUCUACAUUCCAGAGAUGCGGAGAAGGAGAGAGACUGGAGAGAGCUUCUCGGAUGAUGGCUGGCCUUGGACGCAGAUCAUGCGAUUUUGA